Molecule: messenger RNA, 2936 nt
Organism: Marmota flaviventris (yellow-bellied marmot)
Lineage: Eukaryota; Metazoa; Chordata; Mammalia; Rodentia; Sciuridae
Gene: Guca2a
Product: guanylate cyclase activator 2A
Cellular component (GO): extracellular region
Molecular function (GO): guanylate cyclase activator activity
Source: RefSeq, a predicted model, not a curated record
CAGAGGGGGCUGGGUAGGGCAGGACCCAAAGGGCCAAGGCCUAGGAGCCACUUCCUCUUUCCCACCAAGGAGCAAUGUCACUCCCACAGUCCCCAACCCCUCAAGUCCUGCUCUAUUCCAGGCAAGUCCUGGCCAGGGGGCUGUGGGAAGAAGAGGCAUCAGGAACAAAAGUCUCCUUCCCUUAGCCCAAUCCUGUUGUGCCUUAGGAGGGGACAGAGACUAGAGAACCAAGGUGAGUCAGAGAAAGGGCUCCUUCAGCCUGCAGCAGCCCCACCCCAAACCCCAUCCUAAGGCCAAAUCAAAUCCUAAGGCAGCUUUAACCUCACAUGGAAUCCCAGACCCAACCCCAAUCAUAAACCCAGCCCAGCCACACCUCCAACCUCAACUGCAAAUCAACUCAGUCCCAACUCUACAAGGAGGCUUAACCUAAACUCAGCAACCUCCACAUCAGGAACAUUCUCCACAUCAGACCAAUCCUAACUGGGCCCCCAAUUCCAAACCUAAGCCUAGCACUGCCCUGUUCCCAGUCUAACCCUGACCCUAAUCCAAAUCCCAGUUCAAACCCCAACAUGGACUCCCAUCCGCAACUGCUACAACAGUCCACCCCAUUAUAACAGCCCCAGGGCCGACCCCUCACCUAAAGCUGAUGUUCCUUAAUCCCACUCAGGUCCACCCAGCCCCCAGCAAUCCCAGCAUGGCCUGAGUGUUCCUGAUGCUCAUCCCUUUCCAGCACCCCUUUUAGUCCCAGAGGGAUCACUGGCCUCACCUCCAACCCAACUCCUUCCAGACCUCUACCCGGUGGGGUGGGAGACCUCUGCAGGCACACACGUGCACAUCCACACACCUUAGCACACGAAGAAGUACAUGUUAACACACACAGACACAUAAACUUACACACACCCCCCAAAGCAUGCUCAAAUACGUACACCUUGGCACACACACACAUCCCAAUAUAAACACACACACUCCCUCAUAUACAAAGACACACCUCAGCAUACAUAUGCACACACCCCAGCAUAUGCACAAAUGUAACAUAAACUCUGUGAUACACACAUCUACAUACGCACACACACCUUUCAGAGUACACACACACAUCUUGGCAUGCACAACACAUUCCUCAAUGUAAAUGCAUGCACCUGGGUGUACACAGACACACACACCAGCAAGGGGAGUGAAGUCCAGUCUGAGGUGGAUCAAAUGCUUCCUGCCCCUCCCUGAGGCCUGGGCCCCUUUGUAGUUCCCUCCUCCAGGGGCUCUGCACCUUCCAGCUCCUUCUUCAGUGCUGAUUACGCAGCAGGCCCAGGGAUUACCCACCCGCUUUUUGGAGCUGUCGGGGCAACUAGCUAGGAUAUGAAGUAGCAAGAUUGCGAGCUCAAGGAGAUGCUUUCUUCUGUGUGCUAGGGCCGCUUGCCAAAGAUCACAUAGUGAGAUCACAGUGAGCACGCAGUGCAGAUGGAGGUCAGUCCCAGUGGGAUCAGAUUGGGGGUGCAGAGGACACAUCAGGCAGUCUCACCUGCAAUCUCAUCGGGAAAAUCUCAGGUGAGGACACUCUGAGGCUGCUGGGCAGGCAGGAUCAAGGGACCAGCACAUGAAGAGGCCAGACUGUGGCUUAGACAGGCAGGUGAUACAAAGGGGCAGUGAGAACCAGGAUCUGCUGCUGAUUACAAUGUAACUCAAUGGCCCCGUACAGAGUGCUCCCUGUGUACCAGGCAUUUAAAGCCUCAUCUAAUCCUCAAAACCGUAACACCUGUCUACAAGGCAGGUAUUAAUAUUGGUCCCCACAGAGGACUCUGGGGUCUAGACUCAGAAAGGGUCUAAUCAAUAUCCUGGGCCUCUCUUACCUCUUACUUUCCCAGACAUAACACCCUCUGCACAAAAUGAUCCUCUACCCUAUCCCAUCUCAGAGAACCCCCACCCCAGCCCCAUUCUCCAGGCAUCAGUAUUGACACCACCUCCUUGGGAAACCCUCCCAAGCUGCCCUGCCGCCCCCCUUGUGAGGUGGCCUCUCCCUGGCACCCACCCCAGUAGCAGCCCUGUUGCCCCCACCCUAAUGGCCCUGAGUGUCCUCACUGUCUGGGUUUGGGCCUCCAUCCUGAAGGGUAGGGCUUGGUCUGCAGGCCCCACCCCACAGCACAGGGCCCGACCCAGCCCGCCCGUGGGUCAAAAUGGUGCCCUGGGAGCGGCCCAGGGCUCUGCCAGGCUCAGGGUUGAUCUCUUAUCUCUCAGGGCUGCCUUGAGCCUUAUCUGAUGGGGCCUGACAGGCAGCAGAUGAGACACUGACACAAGCUCAGGGUUAUUCAGUAACCCUGACCUCUUUAAAGCCCCACUGUUUCCUGCGACAUCCAGACCAGCUGCUCCUCCAACUAGGGCUGAGAGAGAACUGCAGUCAUGAACACCUUCCUGCUCUCAGUGCUGUGCCUCCUGGGAGCCUGGGCCACCCUGGCAGGGGCGGUCACCGUGCAGGAUGGAGACUUCUCCUUUUCCCUGGAGUCAGUGAAGAAACUUAAAGACCUCUGGGAUCUCCCGGAGCCUAAGAUUGGGAACUUCAGGAAGCUUGUGCCCACCCUUGGUAAGCCUGUGGCUCCUGUGAUCUGCAGCUAUGAAGCGUUUCCAGAAGAAAUCAGGCCUGUUUGCAAGGAGCCCAAUGCUGAGGAGAUCCUGCAGAGGCUGGAGGCCAUCGCUGAAGACCCGAGCACGUGUGAGAUCUGUGCCUUUGCUGCCUGUGCUGGAUGCUAGGGCGGUGGUGUUCGCUGCCCUCUCCCAACUUUGCAGGGAAGCCCUGUCUUCUGCUGGAGGGGCAGCCUGUGAUAUUCCCACACCCAGCUGCACAACCUGCCCUGCCCCAGAAUUGGGGGUGGGGGUUGGGGGUGAGGAGAGAACAGCCCAGAGAGGGGCAGGGGUACUAGAGAUCCAGCCAAUGCUCGACUAAUAAACCA